CUUGUUUUAGAGAGAAUUUGAUUGGACAAAAAUGUGUGUAGUGCAGGAUGAGUCAUCAAUAUUUUUAUUGAUUUUUCUAGGAUGACAAAACUGUAGAAAGAGUAGCCUACAAUAGAAUAUGCUCACGUUAAUUGGAAAUAAUUUAUAUUAUCUGCUAAAUUUAACAUUGUGUAAACAUUUCAAUAGAGGGCUAGCUAACAGAGAUGCAAUAUAAAAGACACAAAACUCAUUUUUUUAUUAUUAUAAUAUUUAUAAUUAUAACCAGAUGUUUAAUUUGCAUUUCAAACACACACACACACGGCUUAGCUUCACUUUUGGCUGCUGAACCAUACAAAUUUCUCUUCGUCAUAGGGAGGAAGGAAAAAUCUAGCGAUCAAGCAUUACGUUAGUUUUGAGAUGGUCUACAUCAUGAGGGCUCGAGUAGUAUGUGGAUGAUUGGGUGUUGAGUCUGCAUAGGAUGCACUGUUGUCAGGGAGAAGUGCAAGUCACCUUCACGCGGUUGGCCCAGAAGCCCAUAUCUAACACAGACGAUCACAGAACUACACCAACCACGGACGGCGGUCCCGAAACAAGGUCCAUUAGGUCUAGCCACUAAAUCAACGGUCCAGCCGCGAAGAUAGAGCACAGACUGUUGUUUAUUGGCAUCGUUGGCGUGAAUGAGAAUUUGUAGAAUCGCUGAGUUGGAUGACAAAGCCGAUGAUGGGUUUAUCGCUCCGCUAAAUAGAUUUAAUGCGCCUCUGAAUGCAUUAACCCCGUCACUGGCGGGCGCAAAACAGUAUAUCUCGGCGUGUCCUAUUCGGACCGGAGCGCCUGUGAGGUUUCCCUGAACGCUUUGCAGCGCAGCCAUGGCUCUGGUGACUCUGCAGCGCUCCCCUACACCCAGCGCCGCAUCCUCAGCCAGCACCAACGCGGGGGAGGAUUUAGGCAGUGAUGAUGAUCGAAAAGCAAACCUAAGCAAGGGAGCAGUGCACAAGGGCCCAGAACACCCACCCAUCAUAAAAAUGCAGAAACAGAGCGGUGCGUAAUGGAGUGCGGGGGCAAUUUGGCCAAUUUUUGGGGACUUGCCCCCCUCAAUGUCUAUGAUGGUUACGGCCCUGAACCACUACAGUAAAGGUGAUCUACCACAGCACCUACAAGUAAUGAUAAACACCCUCCGUUCUGAGGAUAGAAUUAAAUUAGUGGUUAGGUUAGAAAGUGGAUGGACAGACCAUGUGCGGUACAUGGUGGUUGUCUACACAAAUGGGCGUCAAGACACUGAAGAAAACAUACUACUCGGAAUGGAUUUCACAGAUAAGGACAGUAAAAGUUGCUCUAUUGGGAUGACUCUUCCACUUUGGAGUGAUACCAAGAUUCACUUGGAUGGAGAUGGAGGUUUCAGUGUGAGCACAGCAGGGAGACUGCAUGUUUUCAAGCCCGUGUCAGUCCAAGCCAUGUGGUCUGCCCUCCAGGUGUUGCACAAAGCAUGUGAGGUGUCCCGCAGAUACAACUAUUUCCCUGGAGGGAUGGCCCUUACAUGGGUCGGCUAUUAUGAGAGCUGCAUCUCCUCAGAGCAGAGUUGUAUCAAUGAGUGGAAUGCCAUGACAGAUCUGGAGACCACCCGGCCUGACUCCCCAGUCAUGUUUUCUCAUCAGCCAACGGAGAGAGAGAGAACAGAGUGUAUGAUCAAAGCCAAACUCCGAAACAUAAUGACGUUUCAGGACCUGGAAAAUAUUACUUCUAAGGAGAUCCGAAAUGAGCUGGAACAACAUAUGAGCUGCAACCUGAGGGAGUAUAAAGAGUUUAUUGACAAUGAGAUGCUGCUUAUCCUCGGCCAGAUGGACAAGGCUACGCUCAUAUUUGAUCAUCUGUACCUGGGCUCAGAAUGGAACGCAUCCAACUUGGAGGAGCUUCAAGACUCUGGGGUGGGGUAUAUCCUCAAUGUCACAAGAGAGAUUGACAACUUUUUCCCUGGUACCUUUUGUUAUUGUAACAUUCGUGUUUAUGAUGAUGAGACUACAGACCUGCUGGCGCACUGGAACGAAACCUACAACUUCAUAGUUAGAGCCAAGAAAAACAACUCUAAAUGCCUAGUACAUUGCAAGAUGGGAGUGAGUCGCUCAGCAUCCACCGUCAUUGCUUAUGCUAUGAAGGAGUAUGGAUGGUCACUUGAAAAGGCGUACAGUUUUGUCAAACAGAAGAGGAAUAUAGCACAACCCAACCCAGCUUUUAUGAAACAACUGGCUGAGUACGAGGGGAUUUUAGAUGCCAGCAAGCAGAGACACAACAAACUCUGGCAACCAGACAGUGAUGAGUAUUCACUGGAGGGCCUUCAGGCUUCAGCUGCCAGUGGUGACCAGACUCCUCAAUUUUCGUCGCUGCACCCUGAUCAGGAGGAGACGGCUUGGGGCCACGGAGGAGCGAGUGCUUCUCCCUGCUGCGGAGAAGAGCCGACAGACCAUCUCAAUUACAACUACUACUUCCGGCGACUCUCAGACACUGCUCUGGACAGUGAACCCUCCACGCCAGUUCGAGGUCCUCCACUUUUAGGCAUGGAACGAGUUUUUAUUGAGAUUGAGGACGUGGAGAGGGAUGCGUUGUUGGACGAUGAGGGUUUCCCCAUGGCUCACUUGGCCCUUCCUGGGGAGGGUACAGCAGCCCAGACCUGCGGCCGACUGGAGCCCUUGGAGGACAUGCGCUUGCGGCUGGAGUUCAGCACGGUGGAGGAGGAGGAUGAGGAGGAAGCACAAAAGGAGGAGGCGGAGAUGGCUGCCUUAGCUCGUGGUGAGGAGAUGCAGAGGGAAGACGGGAGCCUGGCUAACUCGAACCGCUUUAACAACGAGAACGCCAACAACAGCAACAGGCUGGCCGGGAAACGCAGCUGCCCUUCUGGCUUUGACGACAGUGCUAGCAUUGGAAACCCCUACAAAGUGAAGCCCUCAUAUCAGUCGUGCCGAGACUGCCUGCGCCUGCCCAGCGGCCGCCGCUGCGAACGUCGCACCCAUCGCCUUAACCUGCCACGUCAUGCUGGCCUUCCCAGUAUCUCCAUCCAGGCCCCUGGAGGACACAAAUUCAGUCCCGCCUCCGCCAAUAAGGUGCCUCCUCCUGCCCCUCGGCAUCACAUGAGCAGCGGGCACUGCCAGUGCAUUCGUUGCUCCAGUCGGGCCAACUUGGACACUUACCUCAAGCAACCAAGCUGCGAAGACCUUCCUCAGGAUUUGCGUUAUUCCUUGGAGACUGAGGACAAAAUGGAGGGGGAGGACGAGGGGAGCAAGGAGAGCUCCAGCAGUCCUAUGACAGAGCUCACUCUCCUGAGGCUCAGUUUGGGUGGUGAGAGGCCUAUGGCGGAGCUCAGUCAGGGGGUCCACCUGGAGACACAGCUGGUGCACCAUAGACUGGAGCAAGUGUCCGGUCCUCAGUCGGAACAGAUGGACUUGAGUGUAGAGGACACUGCCACGGAGGACAUGGAAGUGGAUGAGGAGAACGUUCCCAACUUGCACCCUGGCUCCAGUGAAUUCCAGCAAAUGCUUGCACCGGGCUCGUCCCUGACGCGCAGCUCCAGCAGCGACAGUCUUCAGAGAAUUCGUAGAGGCCAGCCGGGAUUGGUACGUCAGCGAGCCCAAGAGAUUGAGACCCGUGUGCGGCUCGCCGGACUGACCGUGUCCUCCCAACUUAAAAGGUCUAAUUCGCUGGCCAAGUUAGAUGACUUGGCCAUCUCCACAGAGGACCUUACGCUUUCCGCCACAGUCUCAAUUGACUAUGAGGAGCAAGAGCCUUCUCUUUGCUUGGAAACCUCUUGCUCUCCCAAGCUCUCUUUAACUCCGACUGUGUUGCAGAGUUUGAAAAGCUGACUCAAAGAUGUCAGAACUGCUUUCUCAGUGAAUGGGACUGCUCCAGUCCUACAGCCAUCGAAAGCAACAAUGCAGGCUGAUGCUGCAAGACACCUCAUGAGAACAAUCAGGCCAGGCUUGGACAUCCUUCCAGCAGCCCUUUACAUAACUGCACUGCGUUCUUCAUGUGUCUGUCUGUGCUUUAACUAAGAUAUAUAUAUAUUAAAGCAUGCUCUGGCUUGGACCUUUAUUAAUGGCUUUGUUGAUAUCGCAUUUCUUUGUCUUGCUAAAGGAAGCCCAACUUGUUACGUUUUUACUAUAUGUGUGGCCCAUCUAUAGGUGGCAUAAUCAAGACCUGGUUGAAUUAGCAAUGAUUUUAUUCAAAUAUUUGUUUGAUAUCCAUAAUUUGAAAUUAUUUGAACUUUUAAAGCCAAUUUUAAUGCCCUUUAAUGAUGGGUAUUAUUACUAAUAUACAAUAUUGAUGAAAUUUUGCCUCUUAGUUUGUUCACCAGCGAAUUUGUGCUAUUGCAGAUAAACCAAUCAUGUAUUUGAGAUGAUUCAAUGUGAAAAAGAGGCAGUUUAUCUGAUUUAGAAAGUCACAAACCAUCAAAGUGCACAUAAAUGUAAAAAUUAGAACAAUUUUAUGGAAUAACUAAUCAGACUUUGUGUUAUUUAUAAUGAUAAUAGAAAUUUCCAGAUGUAGAUACUGAUACAUGACCAUGAUGCAUGACCAUUUCAUGGCUUUAUUACAACACGAUUAAAAUUGGAGCCCAUAGGAAUUAAUAUUUUAGUAGCGACUUUGUUGUUCAGUUUUGCCUUCAAAAGCAGUAUAGUUCUAAGAAAUUUUCUUCAAGACGUCACACCACAAAAGUAAUUUCAGACUAAAGUUUAGUCUGAAAUUUAUGAUUAUGUCACUGUGUCAUUCCAACCUGAUCGUUACUUGAAUCCUUAAAUGUUGCCAUUUUCAAAAAUGACAUCAACAAAGCCACAUAAUUAUUGUCUAUUUCCAGAGAAAAAUGCAACAUGAAUGUGGUUGGCUAUUUGUCUUACAAUUCUCUAAUUUACUUCUCAGCUGGUGUUUAUCAGAUCAACUACAUCCGAAAUGUGCUACUAGAGCAUAGCUCCUGUUAUGUAAUUUAGCUUAAGCUGUUUAUUGUACAAAUUGUAGCCUGUGAUGUGCAAAAAGGCUUUAGCAGCAACACAUUAGUACAAUACAGUCUUCAAGUUGAUCAGAGGAUGUUCAAAUGUGUCACUAUCGUCCUUUAAAAGGUCCUUUUAAAGUGUCUCCUUUACAAAAUGACAUCAUGGCAUCUGAUAAUGACAGACAUGUACGUUAAGUAUUAACAGGUACGAGCAGUGUGUUGUCUUAUGAUACUGUGGCCAUUGGGACUUACUACCAUGAUAGGGACAUUACUAUCAUAUGUGUAAAAGAACACAAAGUUUGAUUAGUGCUCCGGGACAGAAAGUAUUGGUUAAACUUGACCUUAAUUAUUUUUUUCAUAUAUAUAUAUAUAUAUAUAUAUAUAUAUAUAUAUAUAUAUAAUUUAAUAAUUAUUGUUACCAAUAUGUUAUUGGUCUUUAUGUUGUCUAUUAAGCUUUUUUGUUUUUCUCUUUUCUUUUUUGAAAAAAAAAAAAAAAUAUGCAAAGUGGCCUGUGCAAUAAGUGUAAGCAAGAAUUUGAAGAGAAUGAUUUUUAUUUAUACAAUAAUAAGAAAAGUAACUAGUUUUCAUUUAGAAGAAUGGAAAUCAGAUGUGAAAGAAAAGCACCUUGAGUGAGAUUUGAGUGAAAGUUUUUUUUUUUUUUUCAUAUGAUCCACAUGGACUAAGUCACUGCUGUAUGAAACUAUGUUCUGACUUUUAUUUUAAAAACUGUGAGACAUGUUUCUUAUUGCUUUUGUAAAUAAAAAUUACUGUCUUUUUAUUUAUUUUAUUUAUUUUUUUCCCCCCAUAUUUAAAAAAUACAUAUAAUGAGGACAUCCCAUUGCAAACUGUAUAGUUUUGGGGGGGUAUUUCUGCAAUUCAAAAUUAUUACGAUUGCCAAAAAAAGAUGGCCUCCUAAAAAGAGUAAAGUUGUAGUUUUGCUUUCCGCUCAUGGCUCCUCCCAGCUGCUGCUGAUUUGAGUACUAAUCGUUUUGUUUCUUCGGACAUGCAAGUGCCUUACCUGUUGCCAUUUGCAAUCAAACGGUUCUUUGGUAAAAACCGCUUGUUUCACAGAAGUUUUGUCUUCACCUGGUUGCAGUCUUUAUAGAGCAAUGUUUAUUUUGAACAACAUAUUUGUGGCUUAUUUUUUGAUCUGUUUGUCUUUUCAUUUUGAUACUACAUUUCAUAUUUGAAUAGAAGAGACCAAAGUCAUUUAUUUAUUGUCAUGUUUUGACAUGUUUGAACACACUAAGCUAACAAUAAAACCAACUGGAGAAACUGUAAGAUUGCCUUUAGCCCUAACUUAACAGCUCUUAAAAGUGACUUGGAACAUACAUCAGAUACUGUACUUCAUUUUGACCAUUUUAAGUUGUGUUGCACUAUGUUUUAUAAUGUAAUGUACAGUUAAUUAUAGAAAUAAAUUGUUUAUUGUCUGCAUCAGAAA
Molecule: messenger RNA, 6389 nt
Organism: Megalobrama amblycephala (Wuchang bream)
Lineage: Eukaryota; Metazoa; Chordata; Actinopteri; Cypriniformes; Xenocyprididae
Gene: ssh1b
Product: slingshot protein phosphatase 1b
Exons: 16
Coding region: 1074-3827 (917 amino acids)
Biological process (GO): protein dephosphorylation; negative regulation of actin filament polymerization; actin cytoskeleton organization
Cellular component (GO): cytoplasm
Molecular function (GO): actin binding; protein tyrosine/serine/threonine phosphatase activity
Source: RefSeq, a predicted model, not a curated record